Molecule: messenger RNA, 3208 nt
Organism: Prosopis cineraria
Lineage: Eukaryota; Viridiplantae; Streptophyta; Magnoliopsida; Fabales; Fabaceae
Product: protein PSK SIMULATOR 1
Exons: 2
Coding region: 707-2470 (587 amino acids)
Biological process (GO): positive regulation of growth
Source: RefSeq, a predicted model, not a curated record
CCCUGUUUACUCUCUCCAAAUGGCUGCAGCUUUUUGCAAAAAUUACGAACUGAAACUGAAUGUCGAGGACGUCCAAAUUUAAAAACCCCGUCAGUGUUCAGAUCACUUUUCAAAAUUCUGAUACUACCUUUGAGAAAGACCAGGGGCUGAGAGAACUCCCUCAAAUCUGGCAAACAAUAGCCCUUGGCCUUGCUUUUGAUUCUUCCCCUUCCCCUCCCAAAUUCAAAGCGCUUUGUAUUAUUAUUAUUUAAAUCUCUCUCUCUCUCUCUGCUUUUCUCUGCUAUCAUUUGCCGCUUAAACUCAAUUGAUUACACCCAUUCUCGUUCGACCCACGCCUGCUCGAUUUGCGCCGCAUGCCAGGCUUCCCUUGGCUUCCCAUCAUGUCAAUUUGCUUUCUCUGUGACCCAUGUUUGAGCUUUCUUCAGCACUCUAUCUGACUCCUCCACUAUCUCUUCCUUCCAAUCGCUGCACGCCGAGGAAGUCGCAUGCCCAUCAGAAUUCAAGUGCAGAUUGAUUGCUAAAAGGAGGGGCAAAGAUGAAAGUUCGCAGCUUUCAUAUGCUAAUGGGUUCGUCUUCUUCUCCGCAAGGGUCUCGCGCGCUUUCACAAUAGCUUCAGCAGCUUUGAUUUCCGGUUUUCCCAGAACGACAACAGAUUGGGUUUUUGAAUUGACCGGAGAUUCGGAGCAAAUUGGUGGAAUUGGCAGCUAUGGUUGCAGAAACUUGGAUUGUAAAGAUGGGUAACCACGUGAGCGCUAAUCUCAAGCAAGCGCUUCUUCUCGAGACUUCAACGAAGAGAAGACAGAACCACCCAAAAAGGUCAGAUGACAAACAAGUAAUUGGCAUUCUUUCUUUUGAAGUAGCAAAUGUAAUGUCGAAAACCGUUCACCUCCACAAAUCCCUCGCGGAGUCCGAGAUCUCAAAGCUCAGGAACGAGAUCUUGACCUCUGAGGGUGUUAACAACCUCAUUUCCUCCGACGAGGCUUAUCUUCUCGAGCUGGCUCUCGCGGAGAAGCUCGAGGAGCUAAACCGCGUGGCAAGCGUGGUUUCAAGAUUGGGGAAAAAGUGCUCCGAACCAGCCCUGCAAGGGUUUGAGCAUGUCUACGGGGAUAUUGUUAGUGGGGUGAUUGAUGUGAAGGAAUUGGGGUUUCUGGUCAAGCAUAUGGAAGGGAUGGUGAGGAAGAUGGACAGGUAUGUGACUGCUACUAGAAAUUUGUAUAGUGAAAUGGAGGUGUUGAAUGAGUUGGAGCAAGCAGUGAAGAAGUUUCAACAUAAUCAGCACGAGGAGAGUAAGCGGGCUUUUGAACAGAAACUUAUGUGGCAGAAGCAGGAUGUGCGGCAUCUCAAGGAUGUCUCAAUUUGGAAUCAGACUUAUGAUAAGGUUGUGGAAUUGUUGGCCAGAACUGUGUGUACAAUUUAUGGUAGGAUCUCGGUGAUCUUUGGCGAUGCAGCAUUAAGGAAGAACAGUGUUAGGUUUGGUGGAGUUUCACCUCCUAUGGACAAUGAAAAUGGAUUUGUGUCUGGCCAGAUUAAACGCAACCAAAGCAGAAAAAAUGGAUGUCAUUCAGGGCCAGUUGGAAGACCAGCUUUGGAGAGAAAAGGAGCUAAUCGUAAGGGUCAGCUAGAUGUGAGGAGAGGUGAAUUAGCAUCUUUGCGGCCAGAAGAUUUUGGCUUUCCAUGUGGGACAAGCCCUGGGAGACUUUUCAUGGAAUGCUUGAGUUUGAGCAGCUCCGUUUCUAGAUUUGAUGACGAUGACGAUGUUGUUUAUCGUGAGGAUCAGUACUGCCAUGUUUCAGGUAAUGGAAUGAAAAGGGAAAGCUCUUGCCAUUCUGGUGGUCUAAAUCAUGCCCAUAGUGGUGUUUCUUUCACUGGAGACCUAAGACGAAUCAAACCUGGCGUUUCAAGUAACUCAAGCUUUGGUCCCAAAAGUAGAUUAGCAGCUUAUGCUCCUCCUUCCACUCUUGGAGGUUCAGCUCUGGCAUUGCACUAUGCUAAUGUCAUACUUGUCAUUGAGAAGCUGCUCCGUUAUCCACAUUUAGUUGGUGAGGAAGCUCGGGAUGAUCUAUACCAGAUGCUUCCAACAAGCUUAAGAUUAUCUCUUCGGACCAAAUUGAAGUCCUAUGUCAAGAAUUUGGCUAUAUAUGAUGCUCCUCUUGCUCAUGACUGGAAGGAGACUCUUGACGGGAUCCUUAGGUGGCUUGCGCCACUCGCGCAUAAUAUGAUCAGAUGGCAAAGUGAGCGCAAUUUUGAGCAACACCAAAUUGUUAGCAGGUCAAAUAUUCUGUUACUUCAGACUCUAUACUUUGCUGAUAGGGUAAAGGCAGAGGAAGCCAUGUGUGACCUUCUGGUCGGGUUGAAUUACAUUUGUCGGUAUGAGCAUCAACAGAAUGCAUUACUUGAUUGUGCGAGCAGCUUUGAUUUUGAAGAUUGCAUGGAAUGGCAAAUGCAGUGUAGUUCAUCUUACCUCAAUUGAGUACAUUCUAAACUUUUGAAAUGCUGUAUGAGUAUAGCUGAAUUUAAUUGCAAAUCGACUGCUGAAGUAUACAAGCAAUCAUAUUCAUUGAAGGGGGAAAAAGUUCACGCUGAGCUUGUAAAUAUGUUUAUGUACAGCUUGCUUCCUGCUGCUUUUUAUUCUUAUAGUAUCUGGCUAUCUGCAACUUCUUGCAGCGUCACAAUGCCUUUGCUAGAAUUGUUGUCAUGGAUAGCUGACACUAUAAUUGAUGUCCUACUUGCUCCAGCUGCUGCUGAUCUAUUUCUGCACUCGCAUUUCAUUAUUUCUAUUCAACAGCCUUGUAUUCUGGUCAAAGUCACCUAGUUAUAUUUCCCCCCCUUUUGCCUGGUCUUGUUCAUUUUUCUUUUCAAAGAGUUAUAUUAUUUAGUUUAGAAAGUGAGAGGAAGCCACUGCAUGAUUUCAAUGUUUCAAAUAAUACAAAUGCUUGUUCUUCGUAUGAACUGAGUGCUUCGUGUGAAUUCUAACUGAUGAAAUGCGUUUUCAUGAUAGUCGCAGACAGGGAUGACAAGUGACCAGAGGCAGGUCAGAGCGGGAUUACCUAACUGAUGAAAGUGGAGUUUCAUGUUGUCAAAGGUGUCGUUUAGAGCUUGAUUUGCUUUCCCACUGUGCUUAAAUUUAUUGAGUGCUCAAAUACAGGUUAUUGAGUUGGAAAAGCAUAUUAUAUUAUAAGUAAAAUAAAAGUAAGUUAAAAUUAAUAUA